Messenger RNA from Pristis pectinata (smalltooth sawfish), 1740 nucleotides. It is a transcript of the gene mettl6, whose product is annotated as methyltransferase 6, methylcytidine. The record is from RefSeq and is a predicted model, not a curated record. Bases 313 to 1263 code for a protein of 316 amino acids. NCBI's taxonomy places the organism in Eukaryota, Metazoa, Chordata, Chondrichthyes, Rhinopristiformes, Pristidae. The transcript is spliced from 6 exons.
AGAGUGAGAGAGGUCGGCACCGGCCUCCCUGGCGACCAUCUCCCGCCGAGUGCUUGGGCGGCCCACUGGUUUUGUUUUCAAUGCUUUGUUUGCCCUCUCACGGACGAAGCGUCCCAGCAAAAGGCUUGCGUUUCUGUCGAGGCUUGGGACUUGUUAAAGUGACCCCCAAGGCCGUGAUCUGCACGCAAUGGGUCGGGUAGGCUGGUAACGUAGGACGGGCUGGUGGCGCACUUGUCAGAUGCUGGGAGGGACAGCACAUUCUACUGAUGUACGGUCAUUUAAAAGCAGAUCAACUGAAAUAUUGAAAACACAAUGAAUUAUGAUGUGGGGGCAAAUGAUUCAAGUACUAGUCAAAUGCAUGCAAUAGAAGGAUUACGCAGUUGCACUCUAAGGAACAACGCAGAAACUGUGACAUCUUCCAAAUCAGAAACCCCUUUACAUGUAACAGGGAACAAGGGAAGGAUCCUUACCCCUGCAGAAGCAGAAAAGCUCAUGAAGGACCAGAGUUUGGUGUCAGAUUAUAAACAACAAAAGCUGGAAAGAGAGGCACAGAAAAACUGGGAUUUGUUUUACAAGAGGAACAGCACCAACUUCUUCAAAGAUAGACACUGGACAACCAGGGAGUUUGAAGAGCUGAAAGCGUGUAGAGAUCUUGAGCAUCAAAAACUGAUUGUCUUGGAAGCAGGCUGUGGAGUUGGAAACUGUUUAUUCCCUCUAUUAGAGUGCGAUCCGAAUGUUUUCAUUUAUGCUUGUGACUUCUCUCCCCGAGCUGUAGAAUUUGUGAAGCAAAAUCGCUUGUAUAACUCUGAACGAUGUAAGGCCUUUCAGUGUGACCUGACAAAAGAUGACUUACUGGAGAAUGUGCCUCCUGACUCUGUGGAUGUUGUUAUGCUGAUUUUUGUGCUCUCCGCCAUUCAUCCUGAGAAGAUGCAGCUGGCCUUAGAAAAUAUUUAUAAAAUACUAAAACCAGGUGGAUGCAUCUUAUUCAGAGAUUAUGGACUGUAUGAUCACGCCAUGCUUAGAUUCAAAUCUGGCCAUAAGCUUGGCCCAAACUUUUAUGUUCGACAAGAUGGAACCAGAUCCUUCUUUUUUUCUGAUGAGUAUGUGGCACAGCUCCUGACGUCUGCUGGUUAUGAGGUGUUGGUGAAUGAAUAUGUUUUCCGAGAGACUGUUAAUAAGAAGGAAGGUCUGUGCGUUCCAAGAGUUUUUCUUCAAUGCAAAUUUAAGAAGUCAAAGAGCACCGAGCACAUUGAACACAAGUGAUUCCAACUGCUGAUUUUUAAGAUGUUUUGAUAUUUCACUUGGACAAACCUUGUCAAGGGACAAGCAGUGCCAGACCAGUACCUGAAAUGGUGCUUUGGAAAUCUAAAGUAAGAGGCAGGAAUGAACUGGUGAUCUUUGCUGUGCUAUUGCCAAAAUGAUGUUUGCUGAGUGGGAGGAUUAGUGUUUUCCCCCACACAACUGAAGGAAGGUUGGAAGAGUGGGUGGUUCCAAGGUUGCACCUGUGCUCUUUCUAAUGGCUGACUCAAGGCAACGCUUGUUGAAUUUCUAGGAGAGGGUUAUCUUGUACACGUUGCAAAAAUUAAAAAAAAUACAAAUUAUUGCAUGUUCCAAGAUUGGAAUUUUAGGAAACUUCUACCUUGUUUAUUUCACUUUUGUAAAGUGUAAAUGUUGAACGUUUUACAAACUUUCAUUGUACUUACUGACCUUUGUUUUAAUAAACUCUCUUUUUAAAAAGUA